Messenger RNA from Mesocestoides corti, 1014 nucleotides. NCBI's taxonomy places the organism in Eukaryota, Metazoa, Platyhelminthes, Cestoda, Cyclophyllidea, Mesocestoididae. The record is from the annotation of a GenBank genome assembly.
AUGCCUGAGGUCAAAAUACCCCAGCUUGUGGAUCUGCUGGAGGCAGCGGACAACAAAUUUAUCGAAUUGUUUCACUCCAUUCCGACCGUUCGCGUGGUUGCGCCAGGCAGAGUAAAUCUCAUUGGCGAACACACGGACUACAACGGGGGAUUUGUGCUACCAAUGGCUCUGCCAAUGGCCACCGUGAUGGUCUCGAGUCCCAGAAGGGAUACCGUCGACAGGGGUAUCUGUUGUAUCCACACCUUGGCUGAUCAAGAGGGUGAGAAUAACACGGUGACCUUCAAUGUUGGUAUACUCGAGAAAAAGGAGGCAGCGAAGGGUGAAAAAUGGGCCAGCUACAUUCGUGGCGUCAUCUCCACAUUCCAACAGCAUGGAGCACCCAAACCACCAGCAUUCAACGCCGUCAUCGUGACGAGUGUCCCUCUGGGUGGUGGUUUAUCGAGUUCGGCGUCGCUGGAAGUCGCGACACUGCUAACCUGCCAAAAACUCACCGCUUUUGACUCGUUUUCUUUGACCGAGUGCGCACUGAUUUGCCAACAAGCCGAGCACGAAUGGGCCAAUUCCCCAUGCGGUCUGAUGGACCAAUUGGUGUGCCUCGGUGGCCUACGGGAGCAUGCCCUUCUUAUCGACUGCCGAUCCAUGGAAUUCCAGCGUGUUAAAACCAACUUCGGGACAGAUGCAAAACUGGUAAUUGUGGAUAGUGGAGUCCACCACAAGAUUGCUGCAGGCCAAUACCGAAUUCGACGCAGCGAAUGCGAGGAGCUGGCGGCGCACUUCAAGGUGAAGACUCUCCGUGAUCUUCAGGACAGGCUUCCAGACUUAAACGACCUCUUUGAAGGCAAGCUGAAUCUGCAAGAUGAGGUGAACGAGGCACUGGCCGAGACGUCUGCUCGCCGUCUGCGCCACGUUCUGACAGAGAAUCAACGCGUGGUGGAUGCAGUUAAGGCCAUGUCUGCGGCGGAUUUUGUCGGUCUAGGCAAGCUGAUGCAUCAAAGCCACCUCUCGCUCAAGUGA